This is a messenger RNA of Coregonus clupeaformis (lake whitefish), 5229 nucleotides long. Its product is annotated as serine/threonine-protein kinase N2-like. Gene Ontology annotation, biological process: protein phosphorylation; signal transduction. Gene Ontology annotation, molecular function: ATP binding; protein serine/threonine kinase activity; small GTPase binding. The record is from RefSeq and is a predicted model, not a curated record. The transcript has 22 exons. Lineage: Eukaryota; Metazoa; Chordata; Actinopteri; Salmoniformes; Salmonidae. Bases 319 to 3267 code for a protein of 982 amino acids.
GUGCAUAGCUCCUAUGGGCGGACGCUGAUGCGCUUCCACACUAACCAGCGCCGCUCUCUCCCAAAGCAGGGGGACGGAUUUAUGGUGCUGCUUUACUUAUGUGGACUAUAGAACAACUUUUCGUGCCUUGGCCUAAGCGAAAAAAGACACAAGGACUCAAAGAAAGCAAUGGAAAGUCAAGUAUUUCCAAGAUGACCGAUGGUUUGGUCACCGAAUAAGUUAUUUUUGUCGCACGAGAGGGAAACUCAAAACAAGGCUGUUUUUGGAGUUCCACCUCCCCUCCCUCCGUAGAGUUUGAUUCAAAAGUCGAAAGCCAAGAUGGCCGCCGAUUCCGUGCAGGGUGAUGCCAGGGGCCAGCUGGUGUCGGAGCGGCUGGGCCUGGGCCACAAUCUGGAUCUGUCGGACACCAUGGUGCAGCAGAAGCUGGACGAGAUCAAGGAGCAGAUCCGCCGCGAGAUUCGCAAGGAGCUGAAAAUCAAGGAGGGCGCAGAGAACCUGCGCAAGGUCACCACGGACAAGAAGAGCCUGGCCUACGUGGACAACAUGCUGAAGAAGUCCAAUAAGAAGGUGGAGGAGCUCCACCAGGAGCUCCAGGAGCUCAAUGCCCACAUCGUGGUCAAGGACCCUGAUGAACUGCUAGAGUGCCCUUUGACCCCGGACACCCCGGCCAGCGAGGUAAGGAUGUGCACCAGCAGCAGCCGCCUGGCCGCCCUGAAGAAGCAGAACGACAUUGAGCUAAAGGUCAAGCAGGGGGCGGAGAACAUGAUCCAGAUGUACUCCAAUGGCUCCUCCAAGGACCGGAAAUUGUUAGCGACCGCUCAACAGAUGCUCCAGGACAGCAAAACGAAGAUCGAGUUCAUCAGGAUGCAGAUCCUCAAAGGCAGCCAGGCCAGCGAGUUGAGCUUCGACAACAACGACGUCAUGGCCAAGCCCAUCAUCAGCCCGUUGGACCUACGGGUGGAGGAGCUGUGUCACCACGCCAGGAUAGAGUCAGCCGUGGCCGAGGGUGCCAAGAACGUCAUGAAGCUUCUGGGCUCUGGCAAGGUCACGGAGAAGAGGGCACACUCAGAGGCCCAGGCCCGCUUCAACGAGUCCAGUCAGAAGUUGGACCUGCUCAAGUACUCCCUGGAGGAGAGGCUGAGCGAGCUGCCCAUAAACCACCCUCGCAGCAGCAGCAUCGUGGAGGAGCUGUCCCUCAUGGCCUCGCCCGCCCUCAGCCCGCGCUCCAGCAUCAUCUCCACCCAGAACCAGUACAGUACCGUGGCCAAGCCCGCUGCGCUCACAGGCACAUUAGAUGUCAGGCUCAUGGGCUGCCAGGACCUGCUUGAGAACGUUCCAGGUCGUUCAAAAGCUGGUUCCGUGCCAUUGCCUGGCUGGAGCCCCAGCGAGACCCGCUCCUCCUUCAUGAGCCGGGGGAACCGCAACCGAGGCGCCAGUGCACGGAACCUCUCGAAGAGUGAAGAUCUCUCAAAUGAGAUCAGUGCUGUGCUGAAGUUGGACAACACAGUGGUGGGACAGACCAGCUGGAGACCUGUCAGUAACCAGUCCUGGGAUCAGAAGUUUACACUGGAGCUAGACAGAUCUCGUGAGCUGGAGAUCUCUGUGUACUGGAGAGACUGGCGCUCGCUUUGUGCCGUCAAGUUCCUGCGACUGGAGGACUUCCUGGACAACCAGCGUCACGGCAUGUGUCUCUACCUGGAGCCCCAGGGAACCCUGUUUGCAGAGGUCACAUUUUUCAACCCUGUCAUUGAGAGGCGGCCCAAACUGCAGAGACAAAAAAAAAUAUUCUCAAAGCAGCAAGGGAAGACGUUCCUGCGUGCUCCACAGAUGAACAUCAACAUCGCCACCUGGGGCCGCCUGGUCAGGAGGGCCAUACCUACAGUCAGCACUAACUCCUACAGCCCACAGGUGCCUGAGAUCGGGCCCAGCAGUCUUCCGGGAUCUCCAACACCCACCAGUGACAUUAGUGACCCAUUGGUGACCAAGCUAGACUUUGACAAAGAGCCCACCUCAGGACCCAAGCACUACCCUGUACCCGCUGGCAUCAGAGAACCACUGGCACAGGACAACAAACUGCCCGACAAGGAGGAAGUACAGGAUGCACUGGCAUCGUUUGACUUCCUGAACAAGAGGAACAGCAUAGCGGUGAAGUCGUCUGAGCUAGAUAGACUAGACAAUGUAGUAGAGCAGGAGAUCCAGCCUCCAGACCUGGAGCUCACAGCCAUACAGAAUGACACAGAGAUAAGGGAAGAAGAACAAUUUCUGUUUAGUCUCAAAGACUUCAAAUGUGUUGCAGUCCUUGGUCGUGGUCAUUUCGGAAAGGUAUUGUUAGCCGAGUAUAAAAGCACGGGAGAGAUGUUUGCCAUCAAAGCCCUGAAGAAAGGAGACAUUGUGGCUCGUGACGAGGUGGACAGUCUGAUGUGUGAGAAACGUAUCUUUGAGACGGUGAACAGCGUGCGCCAUCCGUUCCUGGUCAACCUCUUCGCCUGCUUCCAGACGCAGGAGCACGUGUGCUUCGUCAUGGAGUACGCAGCCGGAGGAGAUCUGAUGAUGCACAUCCACGCUGACGUCUUCUCCGAGCCCAGGGCCAUAUUUUAUGCCGCUUGUGUCGUAUUGGGAUUACAGUUUUUACAUGAACAUAAGAUUGUGUACAGAGAUCUGAAGCUUGACAAUCUGCUCUUGGACACUGAGGGCUAUGUAAAAAUCGCUGACUUUGGCCUUUGCAAAGAGGGAAUGGGGUUCAGGGACCGCACCAGUACGUUCUGUGGCACGCCAGAGUUCCUGGCCCCCGAGGUUCUGACGGAGACGUCGUACACGCGUGCCGUGGACUGGUGGGGUCUGGGGGUCCUCAUCUUUGAGAUGCUUGUUGGAGAGUCUCCCUUCCCUGGGGAUGAUGAAGAGGAGGUGUUUGACAGCAUCGUCAACGAUGAAGUCCGCUACCCAAGGUUCCUCUCAACGGAGGCUAUCUCCAUCAUGAGAAGGCUUUUGAGGAGGAGUCCAGAAAGACGUCUGGGGGCAGGAGAGCGAGACGCAGAAGAAGUAAAAAAACAUCUGUUCUUCAGAAAUAUGGAUUGGAACGGACUACUGGCCAAGAAGGUUAAGCCUCCGUUCGUCCCGAUCAUCCAGGACUCCAACGAUGUCAGCAACUUCGAUGACGAAUUUACCUCAGAAGCGCCCAUCCUGACCCCGCCCAGAGAACCUAGGGCGCUCAGCGGGGACGAGCAGGACAUGUUCUCUGACUUUGACUACAUCGCAGACUGGUGUUAGCCCCCCCCUUCUCCCUCCUCAAAAACGCGUUGAACAAACACACAAUUGUGAGCUACAGUCAGUCAGCGCUGUCUACAAUUUUUUUAACGCCUCUUUUCCAAACCAACGUCGCAAGACAGGGGCACAAACGGCACUCUGCCAUUUAAAGACCACCACCCAACUCCACAACUGAACCCCCCUGGUUUAUUUUUUAACUAAAUUAGGAACAUUUUGCUUCUCUUUAGAAACUUUGGGAAAAAGAGGAGGAAGGAGGCCUCCAGCGCAUGUCGUGUCGAUUGUCUGACCACUGAGAAUGUUGUCAAGUGAACUCUGUCAAAGGAAAUGCCGGCAACAUAACAAUCAAUGUCACGGUUCGUUUUUUUGAUCAUGUACAGAAUAUUAUUCCUCUGUAUUUUUAACAAGUCAUUUCGCAAGCCCUCUGCCAUAACUAAAUGACUUAUCUCUCUGUAAGGGUUAACAUGUCUGCCAUGUUGUGUUACGAAUGAUGAGUGCUUUGAGCAUUUUAUCACUGAACCGUCACUUAAGGUAAAAGACAACAAACAUCUUGACUACUACUGCCUCUUCACUUGAAACCCAAGGAAGGUCUCCUUUUUAGUUUCUCCCCACACUUUUUUAAAAGAUGCCUUAAAAUCUUCCUGUUUCUGCUACCAAAGCUUAGAGCUAUGUCUACGAAUAGAGCCCAGAAAAGCUUUCUUUUUGAACAUAUGAUCAUUACACAAAAGCAGUGCGUCCAGUGUUAGUCCUCAUGGUAUUACAGAAACUAAAUCCCUCAUGUACUGUGACCAUGUCAGUUUUAUAUGAGCUUUAACUGUAUUGUUUAAGGGUAAUGUUUCUUUUUGUAGUGCUGUAUGGUUGUUGAAAUACAGUAUAAUUGAAGCGGUAGAACAUUUCUAGACUACACAGCAUACCACACGUCAAAGGAGACUGCACUGUUUUAAACGUGGUCAUUUGGAAGGAGCACACACUACGGAGACCUAUCUGACAUGGCUCCUUCUGGUGGAUUCCUAGCACCAAAAAGCAGUGGCCAUAUGUAUCAAGCGUCUCGGAGUAAAGUGACGAUUUAGGAUCCGUUUUGCCUUUUGGAUCAAAAUACAUAUUUUUACAUGGACAAGGGGACCUGAUCCUAGAUCAGUACUCUUACUCUGAGACCCUUGAUAUAUAUACGGCCCCAGAUCUCAUUCUUGAGGGAUAACAAUUCAUUCAGCUAGCAAUGUUUUACUCUUGUGUGUAGAAUCAAUUCCUCUAGCAUUUCUAAAAGAGUUGGUCAGUUCCAAUCGAAUCAGAAAAUGAAUUUAGUAUUUCUGUUGAAUUUCCAUUCACUCCCUAAAUUGACUGAGUUGAAAUGGAAUUGAUCCCAACUUUGAUACUGCAAUCAUUCUCUUAACUGAAGAAGAUACAAGAGCCAGAAGAUUUCACAGCCUGCAAAGAUUAGACUUGGUCAAAUGAUGGAUCUGAAGUGACUGAUACAGUACAGCUGAUUACCAAAACCCAUCCCUCCAGUCCUGACAGUGGGACUAUGGAAACCAUAAUGACAGAGUGAACCUAUGUGUAGGGAGAAGUUGCCUCUAGGUUAAAGUUAGGAUUGGGGAAGGGUAACCUAAUCCUAGGGGAAACUACUCUGGAGCGUAAACUAAACUCAGUGCCAGUUUGUGCAGACAAUAUGUAAAUUAAUCACUACAGGGGAGGGCAGGGUAUAUUAUAUAUAUGUACACACAAUUAAACUGAAAGCACUAAUUUUAUCAAUAUAUUUUUUAAUGAUCUAUGUUUAGCGUAAUUAUGAAAAUAGAUUGUACAGUUUUGGGGGGGCUGUUUGAGCAUGUUACAAAGACAGACAAGCUUUCUUUAUGGUACACGACAUUGAAGUUACACAAGACUGUUGAACCUGGUGUAAAGAAGCAUUUUGCAGUCGUCGUAUGUCGCCUAUCAUGAAUGCACAAAUUAAACAUUGUUAGAGUGGUGCUA